AUGAAGAAUACACCAAGUGUUUCCACCUGGCAAGAGCUUUACGUGUGUUCAGAAGUUAUGAAAGCUAAAAUCUUCUCCAACGAUUUCAAGCGACGACGAAAAGUGAAACAACGACCGUUAGCAAAUUCGUUAAAGUUUGCUCUUGGCUGUCGCCUUCUCCUCUACGCCCUGUUUUCAGUGUUUCUGAUCAAACUAUCGGGUGACGUUGAAAUAAAUCCAGGCCCUACCAGCAAUGCAAAUCAAAUCUCGCAUAAUAACCGAGCAGUAAAAUGCCUUGGACUCAACGCACGGAGCUUGAUGAGUGUAACGAAAACAAAUAACGGACAAACUGUGAGUAACCUUGAACGAUUUCAGAACUUUGUUUACUCCGAAGACAUUGAUAUUGUUUUUGUCAACGAGACUUGGCUUUCUUCGAGUAUAGACAAUGGUGAAAUUUUACAUUCUGGAUACACUAUAGUCAGAAAAGAUCGGGAUGGUCGCGGGGGCGGAGUUUUGUUGGGGAUUAGAACGGGAUUAUUUAAAACUGUGCGUGAAAUUAAGCAUGAUCAGAUCUGGAGAUUGUUUUGGUUGAAUUAACAACAAUAUCGGACUCGAACAUACUUAUUUGCUCUUGUUAUCGUCCACCAAACGCGGACAGAAUUUGGAUGGAAAAUUUUGAAAAUUUUCUGAACGAUGUUUGCUCACGUCAUUCAAAAAUUGUUCUCGCUGGCGACUUCAAUUUACCGCGCGCGUGCUGGAACUCGCGGGAAAUCUCCGUAGGCGUGAACGAAACGAAAUUUAUUGAAAUUCUGGAUGAUUUUUUCUUGGAGCAAAUCAAUAACAUUCCCACCAGAGAAAACAAUGUUCUUGAUCUCUUAAUUACUAGUAUUCCUGACAAAAUAAAGAUAAGCGAAGUUUUAAAACCAACUGAUGCGGGAAUCUUCACAGAUCAUAGCCUAAUCAUGUUGGAUCUAAUCACGGUAUGCAAUCCAUUACCAAAAGUAAAAAGAUCCAUAUUUAAUUAUCGUCGAGCUGACUUUGAUGGUCUACGAGCACAUCUCCGAUCACUUAACCUGAAGGAGAAAAUAUCUGAUCAUGACGAUAUUAAUAAAGAUUGGUCGGAUUGGAAAGAUUCGUUUCUUGGGGCGGUGAAGCAGUUUGUUCCAACUGCAAAUUUAAAAGGUCGAAAGUCUCUUCCCUGGAUGAAUAGUACAAUUCUACAUUUAAUUAAGAAGAAAAACUCGUUGAGAAUGAGAAUCAAGAGAUCUAGUUCACCAAGUGACUAUAUAAGAAAUCAAUUUAAAAGCCUGCGCUCUACCAUCAAACGCAUGUUGCGUGACAGUCGACUUAAAUACAUGAAUAAAAUCUGCGCCAAUCGUGAUUACAACGCAAAACGCUUUUGGUCCUUUUUUAAGACAAGGUCUAAAGUUUCCAACAUUCCAGGGAAAGUUUCCACGAAAGUAAAUGAUAGUGAAAGAAUGCACGCGAACAGUAACACCGAUGUAGCGAACAUGUUCAAUGAAUAUUUUGUUUCCAUCUUCUCCUCUGACUCGGACGUUGCCUUUGAACAUCGUGAUCGUCUGCAUAACGUAGAGUUUCAGAAUAUCACAUUAUCAGAGGAAGAAGUACUAGCUGUGAUAAUGAACUUAGACCAUAAUAAAGCACACGGCCCAGAUAAUAUUCUAGCCCGCCUACUGAAAGAGACAUCCGCGCAGAUUGCACCAUCUCUCUGUUCUCUUUUCAACAAGUCUUUACGUAUCGGCGUUGUGCCUGACGAUUGGAAACUCGCGAACGUGGUCCCCUGUUUACAAACACGGAGAAAAAGCUGA
Molecule: messenger RNA, 1808 nt
Organism: Paramuricea clavata
Lineage: Eukaryota; Metazoa; Cnidaria; Anthozoa; Malacalcyonacea; Plexauridae
Source: the annotation of a GenBank genome assembly